AUGAAUGACGACUUCUAUCCGUUGGCCUUACUCAUGGACGAGCUAAAGCACGACUAUGUUAGCAACCGUGUUCAAGCCAUGCAAAAACUUGACGCCAUUGCUAUAGCUUUAGGUCCAGAAAGAACUUUGCAUGAAUUACUUCCAUUCUUGAAUGACGUCGCUCAAGACGACGAAGAGGAGGUAUUCGCUGUAUUGGCCGAGAAGUUGGGUCUGUUCGUACCUCUCAUUGGCGGACAUGCCAACUGUGAGCCCUUGAUCCGUAUUUUGGCUGUAUUGGCUGCCAUGGAAGAGCCUAUAGUACGUGACCAUGCUGUCGACUCCUUGCACGCAAUCAGUUUGGAGUUGACGGACGAGGAACUUAACUCCAUUUUCUUGGAGUUGAUCAGAUCCUUGAGUCAAGGCGAUUGGUUCUCGAAAAAGGUUUCCCUGUGUGGCUUGUUUAAGUCCGUCAUUGUGCGCGUUGACGCGCCCACUCGUCGUGACUUGUUGAUGCUUUAUUACAACAUGAUUGUGGAUGACUCGCCUAUGGUGCGUAGAAGCGCAGCAAAGAACUUGCCUACUUUGAUUGAUAAAAUCAGUGAUUACACUCGUGAGAAUGCCGACUCUCCCCGCAAGAUGGAUGAUACCGACUUAGAAAUUAUCUCGAAAAUGUUCCACUACUUAAUCAAUGACAGCCAAGACAGCGUCAAGUUGUUGAGCAUCGAUGUUUUGGUUUCAAUUUUGAGCUACUUUCAUCUUGUCAAUGACAACACUCAUAACUCGGACUGCUUCGUCAGUGCGUUGAAAUUGAUUAAGGACGAAAGUUGGAGAGUUAGAUACGCUGCUGCUGACCGUUUUGGCGAUAUUGCCGUGAACUUUUCCUCUGUUGACGCCGAUGUUUACAAACUUGUAGAUCCAUUCAUCGCUUUGAUGAAAGACAAUGAGGGAGAGGUCAGAAAGGCAGUUGCCAAGCAAUUGCCCCAAUUCUGUAAAUUGAUAAAGGACUUGAAAAUUGUAGAGUCCAAGAUCAUUCCUGUGGUAAACGAUUUGAGUCAAGACCCACACGAAAAUGUCAGAGCUGCUUUAGCUUCUACCGUCACAGGAUUAUCUCCAAUCUUGCCACGCCAGUCGACCAUCGAUAAGUUGUUGCCGAUUUUCCUUGAAAUGUUGAAGGAUGAGUUUCCAGAUGUUCGCUUAAACAUUAUUUCAAAUUUGUCUGUUGUUAACGAGACCAUCGGUAUGGACUUAUUGUCCACCAGUUUGUUGCCAGCUAUUACUGAAUUGGCACAAGAUAACAAGUGGAGAGUUCGGUUGGCCAUCAUAGAGUACAUUCCAAAGUUGGCUAGCCAGCUUGGAGAAUCGUUCUUUAACAAUGAACUAUUAACUUUGUGCAUGUCUUGGUUGUGGGACCCAGUGUUUGUCGUGAGAGACGCUGCUGUUAACAAUUUGAAAGAGUUGACUGAAAUUUUUGGUUCUGUAUGGGCUGAGGAGCACAUUGUCACCAGAUUACUCAACAUCAAAGAUGAGAGAAUCACAGAGGAGGAAGGAAUUGCCGUCGAUCAAGUUGACUUCUCCAACUUCAUCAUUCGUAUCACUUGCCUUUUUGCCUUCACAAAACUCGUCCCUGUCAUUGAUUCUGCCAUCGUCGUCAACAAAAUCUUGCCAUUCAUUAAUUUUCUCACCAGCGAUACUGUUCCUAACAUCCGCUUUAACGUUGCCAAAUCUUUUGCAACCGUUGUCGAAGUUUUGCAGCAAUCGCAGUAUCCUGAGCUUCCUAAGUUGGUAGCUGACGACAUAUUGCCUAACCUUGACGGGCUUCUGAACGACAAUGACGUUGACGUUAUCUAUUACGCAAAAGAGAGCAUCGCCAAAAUCAAGCAGAUGGGUGAUGUGAUGUGA
Australozyma saopauloensis is the source of this 1878-nucleotide messenger RNA. RefSeq names its product protein phosphatase 2A structural subunit (gene TPD3). Gene Ontology annotation, molecular function: protein phosphatase regulator activity; protein binding. Bases 1 to 1878 code for a protein of 625 amino acids. Lineage: Eukaryota; Fungi; Ascomycota; Pichiomycetes; Serinales; Metschnikowiaceae. Gene Ontology annotation, biological process: protein dephosphorylation. Gene Ontology annotation, cellular component: protein phosphatase type 2A complex; cytoplasm. The record is from RefSeq and is a predicted model, not a curated record. The transcript has a single exon.